AUGCCUGACUUUACGGACAACCUGAAGCCCGCGUCGCCGGACGGCACCACAAUUCUCAGCCAGGAACGAUCACAGUCCAACGUACCAGAAGACGAACUAGCGAAGCACCUACUCUCACGCAAUGACUUCCUCGGCCGCCAGCAGCGAAUACUGCAGGUCCUGGAGAAGGACCCGUUGUUCAACAAGUCCAAACAGAUGAAUUUGUCUCGGCCUGAACGGUACCAGCUUGGCCUUGCUCGAGCAAAGAAGCUCAGGCGCUACCAGGAUCAGUAUCGUUGGGACGAAGAGGAUGUCAGCAUGUCGCAGUACUUGUGCGACGAUGUGAGCCCGUACAUGGUGCACUAUACCAUGUUUGUCACGACUGUAAGGGAGCAGGGGAGCGAUGAGCAGAAGGCGUACUGGAUGCCGAGGAUUGAGCGGAUGGAGGCUAUUGGGUGUUACGCUCAGACUGAACUUGGACAUGGAUCGAAUGUGCGCGGCUUGGAAUGCCAGGCUAGAUGGGAUCCUCAAGCACAAGAGUUCAUUCUCCACAGCCCGACGUUGACAGCCAGCAAAUGGUGGAACGGAACAAUGGGCAGGACAGCCAACCAUGCCAUUGUGAUGGCUCAGCUUCUCCUACCAAAGUCGCAAGGCUCCAGCGAAUACGUCAGCAAGGGUCCGCAUCCAUUCAUAGUACAGAUUCGCGACAUGAAGACCCAUCUACCUCUACCCGGAAUCGCAGUUGGCGACAUUGGUCCGAAGUACGGCUACGCGCCCAUGGACAACGGCUACCUACUAUUCGACCAGCACAGGAUACCGCAUUCCGCAAUGCUCUCGAGGUACUCGAUGGUCGACAAGAACAACGGAACCUACUUCCAGCCCAAGAACGCCGCUGUAGUGUAUGGCAGCUUGACAUACGUGCGAGCUCAAAUCAUCAUGCACGCACGACUCAUCAUGGCUCGCGCUGUUACGAUCGCUGUACGAUAUACUUGCGUUCGCAGACAGUUCUCAGACCGAGACAGCAAUGACCCAAAGGCUCCGGAGCUAGCAGUUCUCGACUACCCUACGGUCCAGAUACGGAUCUUGCCACUUCUCGCGACCGCAUUUGCACUUCACUACACCGGAGAAGCAAUGCACAGGCUCUACGAGACUACGCGGGCACAGAUUGACAAGGGCGACUUCAGCAGAAUGGCGGUGCUACACGCACAAUCUUCAGGGCUGAAGAGCUUGUGUACAGAACUGGCCGCCAACAGCAUCGAGACCUGUCGGCGGGCUAUGGGAGGCCAUGGCUUUGGAGGUGGAAGUGGCUACAUACAGCUCAACAACGACUACCUUUCCAAGCCGACGGUUGAAGGAGACAACUGGAUGAUCACGCAGCAAACAGCAAGCUACCUCAUCAAGAGAAUGCAAGCUGCAGUGUCUGGGAAGGACAAGCCGCAGGACGAGAUCGAGGAGCAUUGCCGUCAGUACCUCAGCGAGCGAAAGAGCCACAGGCCAGAUCAGCUCCGCAUCUUCGACAAGGACGAGGACAUUGUCGAAGCCUUCCGCAGGCGAUCUCGGGACCAGACGUACCGAGCGCACAUCGAAAGGAACGAGCGCAAGCGUAGCUGGAAUAGCUUGUUGAUUCAGCUGCGGAAGGUCAGCCAUUCGGAGUCGCAGUCAAUCCUCGUGGCCAAUUUCUACGACGCUUUGAACAGCAAAGACGCCUCGGUGUCGCCAACACUUCGAGCUCACCUGUCCACUCUCUUCCGACUGUUCGCCUUCUACACCAUGGACAACGAAGCUCGCGACUUUUCCAAAGCAAACGCUGUGUCCGAGCAAGACCUUGACGCUCUGCCUUCAAAGAUCCAGGAACUCAUGGCGCAGAUCCGACCACACGCCGUCAAGCUCGUUGACUCCUGGAAAGUGCCGGACUUCCUGCUCGACUCUGCAUUGGGCCGGUAUGACGGCAAGGUCUACGAGGACCUCUUCAACCGUGCCCACAGGCUCAACCCUCUUAACGAGAUCACUUUCAACCCGCACUACAAGAGCGAGGAGAUCGUGAUGGGCGGCGGUGACGAUCUGAAGAAGAUACUGGCGAAGCUGUAG
Molecule: messenger RNA, 2067 nt
Organism: Saxophila tyrrhenica
Lineage: Eukaryota; Fungi; Ascomycota; Dothideomycetes; Mycosphaerellales; Extremaceae
Exons: 2
Coding region: 1-2067 (688 amino acids)
Biological process (GO): fatty acid beta-oxidation using acyl-CoA oxidase; lipid homeostasis
Cellular component (GO): peroxisome
Molecular function (GO): FAD binding; fatty acid binding; acyl-CoA oxidase activity
Source: RefSeq, a predicted model, not a curated record